This is a messenger RNA of Arabidopsis thaliana (thale cress), 2262 nucleotides long. RefSeq names its product protein phosphatase 2A subunit A2 (gene PP2AA2). Lineage: Eukaryota; Viridiplantae; Streptophyta; Magnoliopsida; Brassicales; Brassicaceae. Gene Ontology annotation, cellular component: cytosol; peroxisome; nucleus. The record is from RefSeq and is marked reviewed. The transcript is spliced from 11 exons. Bases 265 to 2028 code for a protein of 587 amino acids.
AGAAAAGAGACAUUUCGCCAUUAGAUCCUCUUUUUUUUCUUCGUAGGUCGAACGAAAUUUUGUGUUUCGUUGAGGAGAAAAUUGAGCCGUGUUUGUGUUGAGGUAAGACCCAAUUUCCGAUUUGAUUGUUGGUCUGUUUAUCUUUUGAUAGAAAUGGUAAUUUAGAUUCGCCUAAUUGAUCAUCUCCUGAGAAUUGGGCUCUGGAAAUUGAUUUUACGAUCUCGUUAUAAUUAUGCUGUAAUUUUGUUGUUGGUGUUGUUGAAGAUGUCUAUGAUCGAUGAGCCGUUGUACCCAAUCGCCGUACUUAUAGACGAGUUAAAAAACGAUGAUAUUCAGCUAAGAUUGAAUUCCAUCAGAAGGCUUUCUACGAUCGCUCGUGCUCUUGGGGAAGAGAGGACUAGAAAGGAAUUGAUCCCUUUCCUUAGCGAAAACAAUGACGAUGAUGAUGAGGUUUUAUUAGCAAUGGCUGAAGAAUUGGGUGUGUUUAUUCCUUAUGUUGGUGGUGUUGAGUAUGCACAUGUUCUUCUUCCACCUUUGGAAACUCUUUCGACUGUCGAAGAAACUUGUGUUAGGGAGAAAGCUGUUGAGUCGCUUUGUAGAGUUGGCUCUCAGAUGAGGGAGAGUGACUUGGUUGAUCAUUUCAUUUCGUUAGUUAAGCGACUUGCCGCUGGUGAGUGGUUCACAGCUAGAGUAUCGGCUUGCGGUGUUUUCCAUAUUGCAUACCCGAGCGCGCCGGAUAUGUUGAAGACUGAGUUAAGAUCGUUGUAUACUCAGCUUUGUCAGGAUGAUAUGCCGAUGGUAAGGAGAGCUGCAGCAACUAAUCUUGGGAAAUUUGCUGCUACGGUUGAAUCAGCGCAUUUGAAGACCGACGUUAUGUCCAUGUUUGAGGAUCUUACUCAAGAUGAUCAAGAUUCUGUUAGAUUAUUGGCCGUUGAGGGUUGUGCUGCUCUUGGGAAAUUGUUGGAGCCUCAGGAUUGUGUCCAACACAUUCUUCCCGUGAUUGUUAAUUUCUCGCAGGAUAAGUCUUGGCGUGUGCGCUAUAUGGUUGCAAAUCAACUCUACGAGCUUUGUGAAGCCGUGGGACCUGAGCCUACUAGGACGGAGCUGGUGCCUGCAUAUGUGCGCCUACUUCGUGAUAAUGAAGCUGAAGUACGCAUAGCAGCUGCCGGAAAAGUUACAAAGUUUUGUCGGAUUCUAAACCCUGAAAUUGCUAUCCAGCACAUUCUCCCCUGUGUGAAGGAGCUAUCAUCAGACUCUUCUCAGCAUGUCAGAUCUGCAUUGGCCUCAGUUAUAAUGGGAAUGGCUCCAGUCUUGGGUAAGGAUGCAACAAUUGAGCAUCUCCUUCCAAUCUUUCUUUCUCUAUUGAAAGAUGAGUUCCCGGAUGUACGCUUGAACAUUAUCAGCAAACUUGACCAAGUGAAUCAGGUUAUUGGGAUUGAUCUACUAUCACAAUCCUUGUUGCCAGCUAUUGUAGAACUUGCUGAAGAUAGACACUGGAGAGUAAGACUUGCUAUAAUCGAGUAUAUCCCUUUGUUGGCAAGUCAGUUAGGUGUUGGCUUCUUUGACGAUAAGCUUGGUGCUCUUUGCAUGCAAUGGUUACAAGACAAGGUUCACUCAAUCCGCGAUGCUGCUGCUAACAAUCUCAAGCGGCUUGCUGAGGAAUUUGGUCCUGAAUGGGCAAUGCAACAUAUAGUUCCUCAGGUUCUUGAGAUGGUUAACAACCCUCACUAUCUCUACCGAAUGACCAUUUUGCGUGCGGUGUCUCUUCUUGCACCUGUAAUGGGCUCAGAGAUUACAUGCUCUAAGCUCUUACCUGUAGUAAUGACUGCAUCUAAAGACAGAGUUCCAAACAUCAAAUUCAACGUCGCUAAAGUACUUCAAUCCCUCAUUCCAAUAGUUGAUCAAUCGGUUGUGGAGAAGACGAUUCGUCCUGGGCUUGUGGAGCUAAGCGAGGAUCCAGAUGUUGAUGUCAGGUUUUUCGCAAACCAAGCUCUACAAUCUAUUGACAAUGUGAUGAUGUCUAGCUAAAACCAUUAGAUCUUGUCUCUCUGCUUAUAAUCGUUUUCUAUUUGAUUGAAAAAAAAAACAAAUCUCAAGACUUUUGUAACGUAGUAGUGGAUUCUCGUCUUGUGUUUUUUAUUACACGCAAACUACUAGAGUGCCUCGGUACGGGUUUUGUCCAUUGUCUUGCUACUAAUGUGUUUAAAACUCUAUGUUGAUAACUUUUCGUUUAGUUCAACAAACAUUUUUCGUAGAUCAUGU